AUGGCAUUCGCUGGAAAAGAUCCACUAAGAGCUCCAAUAUCUCUUGCUCUAGAAAUAGAGGUGUAUGCGAACUCGAUCGAGUCGGUCUACAGAAGACUUGGUCGAGCUAGACUUUACAACGGAGGGGAAUGGAAACCCUUUGGGAAUGGACUCGGUCGAGCUAGGCAAACUCGACCGAUUGGUCAAGGAGAUGCUCCAAACCGCCACCAACAGAGACAAGGGAUUGUUCCACCACCAGUGCAGAACCACAACUUUGAGAUCAAGCUGGGAAUGAUCAACCUUGUCCAGAACAAGAUGUUCCAUGGAUUGCCAAGUGAAGACCCCAUUGACCACCUUGAUGAGUUUGAUAGGCUUUGUGAUUUGACAAAGAUCAAUGGUGUCUCUGAAGAUGCCAUCAAGCUGAGACUCUUUCCUAUGUCUCUAGCUGACAAAGCUCACCAAUGGGAGAAGAGCUUGCCCCAUGGCACAAUCACCACUUGGGAUGAAUGCAAGAAGGCCUUUCUUGCUAAGUUUUUCUCCACCGGUCGCACAGCCAAGCUUAGAGGAGAGAUAUCCAGCUUCAUCCAGCGAAACAAUGAGACAUUCGCAGAGGCUUGGGAGAGGUUCAAAGGCUACACAAGUCAGUGCCCACACCAUGGAUUCAACAAUGAAUCCUACUCUCCACUCUUUAUAGAGGAUGCUUGCCUAGGUAUAGGGAGAUGCUAG
This is a messenger RNA of Microthlaspi erraticum, 705 nucleotides long. NCBI's taxonomy places the organism in Eukaryota, Viridiplantae, Streptophyta, Magnoliopsida, Brassicales, Brassicaceae. The record is from the annotation of a GenBank genome assembly.